GCGGCCUUGUGGCUGCCUUAAAUCAAAAGCUUAUGGGCAAGCUGCUUAAAAUUAACAUUAAAGCUUAAGUAUGCCGUGGGCCCACUGCGCACAGAUACGAGAUACGAGAUACUUUACAGAGCAGAUACUUUCUCACCAAGGUUGAGCUGGCAGGCUGGCUGGCAAUAAUCAUAAAAGUAGCCCGCACACAAGUCUCUCGCAAAAACUUUUCACAUCGACGAAACAAAUGGCAAAUGGCCUGGUAGAAGAAACACUUAAGCGCCAGACAGACAACGGUCGCAAGCUAGUCAGCUCCCCAAACAAAUCCGUUGGAAUCCAAGUGCCAAUACCAUCAUCAUGAACUGCAAGCCCUUGAUUUUGUGCACCUUUGUGGCAGUUGCAAUGUGCCUGGUGCAUUUUGGAAAUGCAUUGCCCGCCAUAAGUCAUUAUACGCACAAAAGAUUUGACUCCAUGGGUGGCAUUGAUUUCAUUCAGGUGUGCCUUAAUAACUGCGUCCAGUGCAAGACCAUGCUGGGAGAUUACUUCCAGGGGCAGACCUGUGCCCUUUCCUGCCUCAAGUUCAAGGGCAAAGCCAUCCCGGACUGCGAGGAUAUAGCCUCCAUAGCCCCGUUUCUAAAUGCGCUCGAGUGAAGCGAUAAGAGGCGCCUCUUGUGCGAUGUGCGGUGUGUGUGGUGGUGUGUGCUUUUAUGGCCUGUGACUCAGGUGUGGAUUUGGGUCAAUGUGAUGCUCAACACGAUGCUCAAGUCUUGCCGAUCUUGGCUGCUGAUGUCGACCACAACGAUGAUGAAAUUACUUUUGCUAAACAACUGACUUUCCAGCGCGAAACCAAAGAGUUCCUAUUAACUUGUAAUUGUGUAGUGAAUAAACAAAUACCAAGAAAAA
Molecule: messenger RNA, 882 nt
Organism: Drosophila simulans
Lineage: Eukaryota; Metazoa; Arthropoda; Insecta; Diptera; Drosophilidae
Product: eclosion hormone
Exons: 4
Coding region: 337-630 (97 amino acids)
Biological process (GO): neuropeptide signaling pathway; ecdysis, chitin-based cuticle
Molecular function (GO): ecdysis-triggering hormone activity
Source: RefSeq, a predicted model, not a curated record